AUGCCGCCCUACGUACACACUGGCCCAGUCGACUGCUCCCAGGACGCAGACUGCAGCUCCUUGGCGGGCAAAACCGCCAUCGUCACAGGCGGUGCCAACGGCCUUGGUGAAGCCUAUGUCCGCGCUCUCGUCGCAGCCGGCGUCUACGUCUGUAUCGGUGACAUCGACACACAGAAAGGGCAGAAACUCGAAGCCGAGCUACCAGGAACCAAAUUCAUCCCCUGUUCAACCGGCACCUGGACCGACCAAGUCCGCCUAUUCGAAGCAGCAAUCACCUUCUCCCCAACCAACCGGAUCCACUACGUGGUUGCAAACGCCGGCAUCCACCGCGUAGAUGAAAUCUUCCAGCCAGGACCGGACUCCCUCCCCGAACCAGACCUAAGCAUCAUCGACAUCAACAUCAAAGGUCCUCUCUACACAGCCAAACUAGCCAUGCACCACUUCAUCCGCCAGAAUGGAACCACACCCACUCCAGAGCAAGAAGAUACCUGCCUGAUCCUCAUCGGCUCUGGCGCGGCGUUCCUCGACGUGCCACGCUCGCCGCAGUACUGUGCCAGUAAGUGGGCGAUGCGGGGAAUCAUGCAUUCCCUGCGUCGGACGGCAUAUUACUACGGGUCCCGAAUCAAUGUGAUUAGCCCGUGGUAUGUGCACACUGGGAUUUUGUCCGAGGAGGCAUUUGCACACUGUAAGCGGGCCGGGGUGGAAUUUGCCACAGCGGAGGAUGCAGGGCGCUGCUUGUUGAGUAUCCUGGCAGAUGGGAGGGUUAAUGGUCAUUCGUUCUUUGUGACGGCUCGGAAGUGGGCGGAGAAGGGGUUCAUGGAUUUGGACUUGGAGGAUUUCGGGGAUGAUGCGUUGCUGGCAGAGGUGCAGGAAAUGCAGAUUUGCAGUGCCCCGGUGGAGGCAGGGUUGUUUGUGUAGUUCGGUAGAUUGUCGGCAGUUAUUGAAUAUACGAUGUUUGGCAUUCAUCAUUCACAAUAAUCGUAUGGAACCAUAAUUGAGGCCGAGGCCGGAGAUAGCAUCAACCAGAAUUGGUAUCCUUCCAUGGUUAAGGGUCUAGCUCCAUAGCAUUCCGGAUGGUGAUUGAUGGAUUGGUGAAGAGCGGGUCUGGCUUGGCGUAAGCAAGAUGCAUUAGUGCCGGAUAGCAGCCAAGUUUAUCUUCUUCCGCUGUCUGUGUUUGUG
Aspergillus costaricaensis CBS 115574 is the source of this 1179-nucleotide messenger RNA. RefSeq names its product putative short chain dehydrogenase/reductase. The transcript has 3 exons. Lineage: Eukaryota; Fungi; Ascomycota; Eurotiomycetes; Eurotiales; Aspergillaceae. Bases 1 to 918 code for a protein of 305 amino acids. The record is from RefSeq and is a predicted model, not a curated record. Gene Ontology annotation, molecular function: oxidoreductase activity.